Molecule: messenger RNA, 1728 nt
Organism: Exophiala aquamarina CBS 119918
Lineage: Eukaryota; Fungi; Ascomycota; Eurotiomycetes; Chaetothyriales; Herpotrichiellaceae
Exons: 2
Coding region: 1-1728 (575 amino acids)
Source: RefSeq, a predicted model, not a curated record
AUGUAUCCCCCGUUGGACUACAUAGAGCACCGCCGCACUUGUGCCCGCAAGCAACAGGAACGCUCUGCACGGUUCGAUGCCCUCUCAGACGCCUACAGGGGCCCAUUGACCUCCCAGCAACGAUCCAUUCUCUAUGCACCCAUUGCAUCUCUCGUCAAGGACGUCCAGAACAAUGAGGUUUCCCCACUCGACAUACUCCGGACCUACGGCAAGACUGCAGCCAUCGCCCAGCAGCGAACCAACUGUGUGACAGAGCUUCUCAUUCCCGAGGCCGAGAAAUGGGCCACAAGUGAUGUCAACCUAAAGGGUCCUCUGGCAGGCAUCCCCGUGUCCCUCAAGGACACUAUCGCGGUUGGUGGCUUCGAUGUGACAGUGGGAUACAGCAAGUAUGCCUUCAAACCAUAUGCACAGGAUGGAGCACUCGUCAAGCUCCUCAAGAAGGCCGGCGCUGUUCCCCAUGUCAAGACAGCCCUACCAAUCACCUUGUUAAGUUUCGAGUCUACCAAUGAUCUCUGGGGGGUGGCCAAGAACCCACAUAAUUCAUUGUACAGCCCCGGUGGUAGUACCGGCGGGGAGGGUGCUCUGCUCGCCCUCAACGGGUCACGUAUCGGUAUUGGGAGUGAUGUCGCAGGUUCGGUCCGUGCCCCAGCUGCUUGGUCAGGCAUCAAUUCCAUCCGUUGCAGCACCGGUCGUUGGCCGAAAGUGGGCAUCGACACCUCCAUGCCGGGCCAAGAAGGCGUCCCUUCAGUCUUUUCGCCCAUGGCUCGCACUCUGGAUGACUUGACCUACUUUUUCCAAUCAUUCAUCGGCAUGAAGCCGUGGGAGGUCGAUUACACCGUCCAUCCCAUUCCCUGGCGGCAAGACAUUUACGACGAAACCGCAUCGAAAAAGCUGAGGAUUGGUCUUCUCGAAACCGACGGCGUCGUCCAACCUGCUCCUGCCAUUGCACGAGGCCUCUCGGUAACCGCCAGCGCUCUCCGUAAAGCAGGCCAUGAAGUCGUCCCCAUCCCGGUCUCCGCAUUUCCUCCCGCUGCCACACCGGCAUAUGGCCUUCAAGUCGCAUCGAUGCUUCUCUGUGCCGAUGGCGGCCGCACGUACAGAUCUUUCUUCCGCAGCUUCGAAACCAGUGACCCAGGCGCCGCGCAGAUCAGCUUCUACAUGUCCCUCCCACGACCGAUCAAAUACCUAUGGUACCUCUACACCCGAUACGUGAAACGCGAUCCGCUAUGGGCAAGCAUACUGCGGUACUUCCACCCGCUGACCGCCCAAGGCAACUGGCAGUGGGUGGCCAAGCGUGAAUCGUUCCGCAGCACUUGGUUCAACUGGUGGAGCGAGCCGGCCCAAUCUUUCGACUGUAUCCUCUGCCCUGGAAACGCAACGCCCGCUCUACCCCACAACGCGAUGCACGACGCCGUCUCGUCCUGCGGCUACACCUUCCUCUGGAAUCUGCUGGACUACUCGGCGGGAAUCGUGCCCGUGACCAAAGUUGAUGCCGCCAAGGAUGCGCUGCCCAAGCACUGGACACCAAGCAACGGUGUCGAGAAGGGCGCGUACAAGCACUACGACUCCGUGAAGAUGGCGGGCUUGCCCGUCGCCGUGCAGGUGGUGGGCAGGCGCCUGGCCGAGGAGAAGACUCUCGCGUGCAUGAAGGUCGUGGAGGACAGCCUGCGCAGCGACGGCGUCGUUUACGAGCAUCUCGACAUCGAGAACUUGCCGCUCCUGGAUUGA